Cyprinodon tularosa is the source of this 3681-nucleotide messenger RNA. Its product is annotated as gastrula zinc finger protein XlCGF8.2DB-like. Gene Ontology annotation, biological process: regulation of transcription by RNA polymerase II. Gene Ontology annotation, molecular function: RNA polymerase II transcription regulatory region sequence-specific DNA binding; DNA-binding transcription factor activity, RNA polymerase II-specific. Gene Ontology annotation, cellular component: nucleus. NCBI's taxonomy places the organism in Eukaryota, Metazoa, Chordata, Actinopteri, Cyprinodontiformes, Cyprinodontidae. The transcript is spliced from 2 exons. The record is from RefSeq and is a predicted model, not a curated record. The coding region runs from base 215 to 1642 and encodes 475 amino acids.
UCAACAUCUACUGCUGGAUUUCACCAGGAUCCCCCAGAUCAUCUCACACCGGAUAGACCGCCUUCAGGAUUAUGUUGGGAAAGAGGAGGAUUUCUCUGACCAGCAGCUCUAUGAACAGGAGAGGAAUUCCAGUUUGGACCAAGAGGAACCAGAAGCUCUGCAGAUAAAAGAAGAACAGAAAGAACCAGAACAUCCCUGGACAAAAGAGGAAACCAUGGAGCUCCCCAUAGGUGAGCAGGAAGAGCAGCUUGUUCUGCAGCAACAGGCUAAAGAUAAAGGAAAGAAACUGUCCCCAUGUUUGACACGGAAAGAACACUUUCUAAAAAAGAAAAAUGUUAUGGUUCACGUGAAAUCUCACACAGGUCAGAAGAUUUAUGAAUGUCGGUCCUGUGGAAAGAGCUUCACUUAUAAACAUCAUCUUGAAACACACAUGAGAAUUCAUACAGGAGAGAAGCCUUUUUCCUGCUCGAUUUGUGGCAAAAGUUUUACUCUAAAACAUCAUUUGACUGGACACAUGAGAAUUCACUCAGGUGAGAAACCUUAUUCCUGUACCUUUUGUAACAAAACUUUUAAUGGGAAGACUAAUUUGACUCGACACAUGGGAAUUCAUACAGGUGAGAAUGUGUUUUCCUGUAACAUUUGUAACAAAAUAUUUACUAAAGAACAUCAUUUGACUCGACACAUGGGAAUUCACACAGGAGAGAAACCGUUUUCCUGUACCCUUUGUAACAAAAAAUUUAGUCGAGAACAUAAUUUGAUUCGACACAUGACAAUUCACACAUGUGAGAAACCUUAUUCCUGUGACAUUUGUAACAAUAAUUUUACUCGAAAGGAUCAUUUGACUUCUCACAUGAGAAUUCACACAGGUGAGAAACCUUUUUCCUGUACCAUUUGUAACAAGACUUUUACUGCCAAGAGUAGUUUGACUUCUCACAUGAGAGUUCACUCAGCUGAGAGGCCUUUUGUAUGUUUGUGCUGCAGAAAAAGCUUCACUCAGAAGUCUAAUCUUGACAGACACAUGAGAAGUCACACAGGUGAGAAAUCUUUUUCCUGUACCAUAUGUAACAAGAAUUUUAAAGAAAAGAGUAAUUUGACUUAUCACGUGAGAAUUCACAAAGGUGAGAAGCCUUUUGUAUGUUUGUCCUGUGGAAAAAGCUUCACUGAGAAAUCUAGUGUUGAUACACACAUGAGAAUUCACAUAGGUGAGAAACCCUUUGUAUGUCUUCUCUGUGGAAAAAGCUUCACUCAGAAGUCUAAUCUUGAUAAACACAUGAGAAUUCACACAGGUGAGAAACCUUUUUCCUGUACCAUGUGUAACAAGACUUUUACUGACAAGAGUAAUUUGACUAAACACAUGAGAGUUCACUCAGCUGAGAGGCCUUUUGUAUGUUUGGCCUGUGGAAAAAGCUUCACUGAGAAAUCUAGUGUUGAUACACACAUGAGAAUUCACAUAGGUGAGAAACCCUUUGUAUGUCUUUUCUGUGGAAAAAGCUUCACUCAGAAGUCUAAUCUUGAUAGACACAUGAGAAUUCACUCAGUAGAGAAACCUUUUUCCUGUACCAUUUGUAACAAGAAGUUUACUGAUGAGAGUCAUUUAACAUCUCACACGAGAAUUCACCAAGGUGAGAAGCCGUUCUCCUGAAUGAUUUGUGACAGCGAAUCAUUCAGCGAAGUCGUAACAGCAGUUAGACGCCACAGGAAGGAGCAGUUGAGGCGUUUUCCAUUUUUGGUGAUAAAAUGUCAAUCUAGAAACUGCUUCACCUGGUUGCAUGAGAAAAUCAAGGGUUAAUGGUCUUUUUGGAGUAAAGUUUUUAAGAAAGACAUUAUUUGGAAACACAUUACAUAGAAACUAGAACAGAUUAGAUGUUAUAUUCUAAACCUGAAGUCUCAGAUGAAGAUUUGGGACGUAUAUAAGUGUGUCAUUCUCAGCUUACUAUUAGCUGAUUAAUGUUUUUUAAUGAUUCUUUGAAAGUAUAAUUUUCCUUUGAAAUACUUCUAAUAGUUUUGAUCUUGAUUCUUUGGAUGUUAUAUUUUACCUGCUAUGAUUGAAAUGAACUUUAACCUCGUUUAUACCACUGAUUCUAUGUAAUAAGUGUCUAAUAAAGGUGCUGGAGAUCUCAAAGCUCACAGUGACACUGAAAAACCUGACAAAGCUCUGAGAGGUGAGAGUUAUUCUGCAAAGUUGACUGAGUACUUUGUUAGAAUAUUUGUUGAAGCUGUAUUUUCUAAUAUAGAAGAGGACAUAUUUAGAAAAUGAUUUUAUUUAUGUAUUUUAAUAGAGAGCUCUAAUUGUGUAAUUGGUUGUUACAGAUUUAACUACAAAGGUUAUUUUUGUAUCAUUUAGGUAUAAUAAAGCUGUUGAUGAACCUUUGAGAAGCCUGUCUGAAUCCGUCUGGAGGCUGGGCAAAGUGUCCUCUUUAUGGAAAUCUAAAUAUGCUCACCCUAAUAUAUAUACCUAUUCUAAAAGAAUUAGUUCUGUAGUUCCCAUUUUUAAGCCAACUGAUGUUUGCAGGAGCUGUUUUGAACUAGACUACAGAGGGACGGCAGCAGUUUAUGGAUCAUGUUACUUCAUGUUUUUGAACUUUAUUAGGGAGAUUCACUGAACCUCCUGAUGGGUUUUUAGGCACAAGACAAUUUGGAGAUAAAGGUUCUUUAUCUAAAUACAAAUAUUAUACUUCUGGAUAUUUUGUUUGGCUGUUUUUUAUGUGAUUUCCAGCAAAUCUUAGUGUCUAUCAUUACUCCCAAUAACUUAAUUUCCUUAACUGUUUCUACUGUCACAUUAUCUCUCAGGAUAUGUAUAUUUGUUUUACUUUCGCAGUUUCCUAACAACAUAAACUAAAAUCCAUCUAAAUCCAUACUGACUUUCACAAAUCAACUUAUAUUUAUUAAUCUAUGUAUCUAAUCCACAAAUAAUUUCUCCAGAAUUUUGGAAAACUGGAAGUAGAGAAACAGGCCUAUAAUUUGUGAAAUGCUUUCUGUCCUCACAUUUAUAAAGUGGAAUAACUUGAGACUUUUCAUAUUUUCUGUAAAUUUACGCGACUGAAAUGACCUUAUUAAGUACGGUCAUAUCGGUGCCAUCGCAGUCAGUCGACCUCUUAUUACAUUUAUUGACCAUUCCCUUCCUCUCACAGCAGUGAGAAACAGUGAACAAGGAUUUCUGUUGAUUAAUGUUUCAUUCAAAGAUCCAGUUGUUAUAGGAUCCAGGAUUAUUUUCUGCCAGUUUGGGUCCAACACUAACAAAAUAUUUAUUGAAAUUAUAAUUAUAAUCGUAUUGUUUACAAAAACUGGAAAUUUCCUUUUUCCAGAUUUUCUUGAUAAAAUUAUUGAAUAAAUUCCAAAUCCCUUUGAUAUUAUUCUUAUUUCUACCCAAUAAUUUACUGCAAUAAUCCUGUUUAGCUCUUAGUAGAAUAGCAGUUAAUUUAUUCUUAUAUUCAUUCUCUACAUCCAAAGACUUGUGAGAUCUCUUUAUAGUUUGUUCUUUUUAUUUUUCAGGCUUUUUGCAAACCCUUGGUGAUCCAUUAAACUUCUAUUUGUUUUUAUGAGAGAAUAUUAUUAAUGGAAGUUUUUAUUAAUUAUAUGCUAUAUCGACAUCUUGCAAAACAGACUCCAAGUUAUGUUUCAACAUAAUCAUCUUUGAAAGACUUCAGUGAUUCCUCUGUCUUUACUGUUUUAAACUGGAUU